Messenger RNA from Phragmites australis (common reed), 2214 nucleotides. RefSeq names its product laccase-12. Lineage: Eukaryota; Viridiplantae; Streptophyta; Magnoliopsida; Poales; Poaceae. The transcript is spliced from 4 exons. Bases 96 to 1835 code for a protein of 579 amino acids. The record is from RefSeq and is a predicted model, not a curated record. Gene Ontology annotation, cellular component: apoplast. Gene Ontology annotation, biological process: lignin catabolic process. Gene Ontology annotation, molecular function: hydroquinone:oxygen oxidoreductase activity; copper ion binding.
GUCUCUAGCAUCAUCGCAUCAGUAGCGGAGUGCUUCAUUAACUUGUCAAAGGAGAGAGAGCUCGAGGAGAGUGUAGCAAGGAAAAAAGAAGAGCAAUGGCGUUCUCCACUCCUCUCGCUAGCGGCGCGCCUCUCGUCGUCGUCGCGGCGGUGAUCCUGCUCGCCGCCGCCAUGGAAGCUGAGGCCGACACGAGGCACUACCAGUUCGAUGUGCAAAUGACGAGCGUGACGCGGCUGUGCAGCACCAAGAGCAUCGUGACGGUGAACGGGCAGUACCCGGGGCCGACGCUGUUCGCGAGGGAGGGCGACCACGUCGAGGUCAAGGUGGUGAACCACUCCCCCUACAACAUGAGCAUCCACUGGCACGGCGUGCGGCAGCUGUUCAGCGGGUGGGCGGACGGGCCGUCGUACAUCACGCAGUGCCCUAUCCAGCCGGGGCAGAGCUACGUGUACCGAUUCCAGAUCAUCGGGCAGCGCGGCACGCUGUGGUGGCACGCGCACAUCUCCUGGCUCCGCGCCACCGUGCACGGCCCCAUCGUCAUCCUGCCCCCGGCCGGCGUGCCGUACCCGUUCCCGACGCCGUACGAGGAGGUGCCCGUCAUGUUCGGCGAAUGGUGGAGGAACGACACCGAGGCGGUGAUCGCGCAGGCGCUGCAGACCGGCGGCGGCCCCAACAUCUCCGACGCGUACACCAUUAACGGACUCCCUGGCCCUCUCUACAACUGCUCGGCUCAAGACACGUUCAAGCUGAAGGUGAAGCCUGGGAAGACGUACAUGCUCCGGCUCAUCAACGCUGCACUCAACGACGAGCUCUUCUUCUCCAUCGCCAAUCACACGCUCACCGUCGUCGACGUCGACGCGGUCUACAUCAAGCCCUUCACCGUCGACACCCUCGUCAUCGCGCCGGGGCAGACCAGCAACGUGCUCCUCGCCACCAAGCCAUCGUACCCCGGCGCGACCUACUACAUGGAGGCGCGGCCGUACACCAACACGCAGGGCACCUUCGACAACACCACCGUCGCCGGCGUCCUCGAGUACGAGGACCCCUGCCCCUCCGGCUCCUCCUCUUCCGCCAAGAAUCUCCCGGUCUUCGCGCCGACCCUGCCGCAGAUCAACGACACAAACUUCGUGUCCAACUACACCGCGAAGCUCCGCAGCCUCGCGAGCGCCGAGUACCCGGCCGCCGUGCCGCAGCAGGUGGACCACCGCUUCUUCUUCACCGUCGGUCUCGGGACGCACCCCUGCGCUGUCAACGGGACGUGCCAGGGCCCCAACGGGUCCCGGUUCGCGGCGUCCAUCAACAACGUCUCCUUCGUGCUCCCCACGACGGCGCUGCUGCAGUCCCACUUCACCGGCAAGUCCAGGGGCGUCUACGCUUCCAACUUCCCGGCCUUCCCGCUGAUGCCGUUCAACUACACCGGCACGCCGCCGAACAACACGAACGUGAUGAACGGGACCAAGGUGGUGGUGCUUCCGUUCGGCACCAACGUGGAGCUGGUGAUGCAGGACACGAGCAUCCUCGGCGCCGAGAGCCACCCGCUGCACCUGCACGGCUUCAACUUCUACGUGGUCGGCCAAGGGUUCGGCAACUUCGACCCGGCCAACGACCCGGCCAAGUUCAACCUCGUCGACCCCGUCGAGCGCAACACCGCCGGCGUGCCUGCCGGCGGCUGGGUCGUCAUCCGCUUCCGUGCCGACAACCCAGGUGUGUGGUUCAUGCAUUGUCACCUGGAGGUGCACAUGAGCUGGGGUCUGAAAAUGGCAUGGCUGGUGCUGGACGGCAGCCGACCUGACCAGAAGCUCCCUCCACCACCGUUGGAUCUGCCAAAAUGCUAGGCAUAAGAGAGUCGCAACAACGGCCAAGAUCGAUUGCUUCGCUUCAUAUUCAUAGUUGUCCAUCGCAUCGUUUGCUGCUUCGUUUCCUCUAUAUCGGUGGUCGCCGUUUUGGUAUUCUACACGUCGCGAUUGUUUCGUAUAGUGGUCUGUGCUUUUUUGAAUCAAUUGAUUUCCCAGGGACUGAUCGUGUUUCUCAGCCACCUAAUCUAGCUGUGUUUGUGUGGAGUUCAUAAUUUCAUCGGCAUUGUGAGAGGUUUGCGUCGGCAGAGCUUCCCUCUUACGAGUGCUUCUUGUAGCUCAAAGGCCUGAUUUUGUAUCUUGUAUGUAUAGCGCAAUGUAUGAUUGCGCUUGUUGGGGUAAUAAAAUGUAUAUGUGAUUG